AUGAGUCCUCAGGCGGCGCCUAUGCCGAGUAUUCAGGGUGAGGCCAUGGAGCUCUUCACCCGUGUACCGCCGUUGCCGAUCAACUCUAGUCGCGGCGGAGGGAGUCGCGGGAGCCCCGGCGGUAGUCACGCAGGUCCAGCGGCUACGGUUGCCUUCUCGACAAGGGUCUCAGGCAGGAGGCCUUCAACAUCCGGUACCGACCGGGGCAUCAGCGGCGGGCUGAUGAUCUCGCAGUCCGGGGGAGGGGUAGCCGGCCCCCCCCCCGACAUUACAAAUGACAACGCGAACGUGGUGGAAAGGCCACGGAUAGUAAGGCCCGGGUCUCGGGGAGAAGACGGCGAUGAUCGUCGCAAUGGUGGCGCACAGGAACAGGGGUGCGCUUCUGCGGAAAAUCAAGACACCAACGAAACAAAGUCCAAGCUGCUCGGGGGGUAUCUUAGAGACCACCUUCUCGCCAACAUCACCUGCAACGAACCGGCCAAGGAGCUUGUCAAGCGCUCAUUCAGGCACCUCCACCGCGGUCAAGGUCACGUGCUCACCUUCGAUGAAUUCAAAGAGGGGCUUUCCAACACCUUCGGAGCGCUCAUCCCGCUGCAGCUAAUCCAGGCGACGUUCGACAUCUUCGACACGGAGCCGCGGACGUGGCAGCUAGACUUCGACGAGUUCUGCCACUGGCUCGACACCGGGGAGCGGGUCCUCAACAGCCACGGGGUCAUGAAAAAGCCGGUCAAGACGAACUCCGCUCCUCCUGCAGAGGGAGCGCCGCCGAAAGCGCGCAAGCCACGUUCGAACGACACUUCAGGCGAGUUUAACUCCAGCAUCAAAGACUGCAACGGCGUGAGCAUGAGCAUGGAACAGGCCGACCGCGCGCAGCUCAAGGCACAUCUUAUGAAACACAGGAAAAAGAUUCACAAGCCUGGAGGGCUCACGGAGGCGCAGAAGUCCAUCGUUGACCACAUUCUCAUGGACAAGAUCAAGGCCAGAAAAAAGGUGACCGGCAUGCUCCCGCACCUCCACGAGGAGUCCGAGAUCAGGGAUGCGUUCUCCCGCAUGGACCAUAACGGAGACGGGGUAGUGGACCUGACGGACUUCUUGAUGUGGGAGGAGCGCAUGCAGGAGGGGAGGGGGAACACGGACUUUUUCGCCCUACAAGAGGAGGACCACUUGGAGCAGAUAAAGCUUGCCAGAAGCAAAGCGUCCAAUCUCCUAGUGCCCGACGACUACGACGGCUCCACCUACCACGCGAAGCUCUCCAGAGAAAUUGCCCAGAAAAAGCGUGCCGCAAAGGACGCCGAAAGGCUGACGUCCGGUCGGCAUGCUGACAACGCCAAGGUUGGGGACUCGAGGGAUGAACUAGCUCAAGUUCUCCGGGACAAAAUCCUCUCACAGGUGAAAGGGGGCUCGCUGGAGAUGUUACGAGCUUUCCGGCAUUUCCGUCCCGCCGCGGCUGGUAGGCGGCUCUUUAUGGACUACACGGAAUUCCGCGAAAGCAUCAAGCAAAAGGGUCUCGGCCUGGGUGAGGAGGACAUCAAAACUCUCUUCGGAUAUUUCGACGUGGACGGGUCAGGCGAGAUCGACUUCUCGGAAUUCCGCCGCUUCCUGCAAGGCGGCAUCCAGAAAACCGGUCUCGACAUGGGCGUGAACCGCCACGAAGAAAAGACUGUGGCAGCUAGGAGCAGAGUGGCCGCGCUCGAGAAAGCUACCGCGUUGAACCCCUCUCUGGCUGGGGAUGCGAGGUCGGACCAGCUACUUAAGGCGAAGGUACUCCUGCGAAUCACAGGAGGCCAGACCGAAGUGCUACGGGCCCUGAGGGGUUUCGGAACCGAUGGGGGGAAGUCGAGCUCGGAGAUGGACUACCCCGCUUUUUCCAACGCGAUAAACAAGUCCGGUUUCAACCUGUCCGAGCCAGAGACCAAGCAGAUCUUCAACGAGUUUCGCUUAGCGGGCCCGAGCGGGGAAGAGAAAAACGGCGUUCCAACGGGCACAAUGAGCGCGCAAGCCUUCCGCGAGUGGCUUCUCGAGAGCCACACCUCCACCGGUCUCGACGUUGGCGAGCUGAGGGCUACGGUAGUCAGCUCGUUCGAAUCGGACCGCCGCCACCUCCUACGCGCCUUCAGGAAUGUCACCAGGAAAAAAGGUUCGACCAUCACUGCAGCCGACUUCCGAGACGCACUGUCAUCGUUUGGCCUGUUCGACGACAAGCCAGGAAUAGACCGGCUUUUCAAGCUGUACGAUUGGCGCAACAACGGCAGCGUUAGCUUCCAGGAACUGAUGGAGAUCAUCACGGGCAGCGACUCCCCUCCCCGCCGUCUCACCACGUCCCAGCGCAUCCGCCGGCUAGAGGACGAGCGGAGGCUCCCUGAAGAAGCCAUCAAGAAAGUCGAGAACACCAUCAGGAAUGGACUCUGGGACAAACACCUCGACAACGCGAAGGCGUGCUUUCGCGCGCUUACCGGUGGACAAGGAGGAAAGAUGGGGCUCGAGGGCCUAAGGGUAGCGGUCCGCAUUGCCCGCGUUCGGGGAGAAGCGGCGUCAAGCCAGGUUCUUGGGUGGAGCCUUCAAGAGUUCAUACAGUUCUACCGGCCCGCCGACUGCCGGGCGGCCAUGGCACUCGCUCGAGUGCGCGAUGGGGGGGGGCAGACCGAGGAAGACCUCAAGCGUGCUGCUUUGAUUGCCGAGGGGAACAGGGCCCGAACCAAGCUGGUCCAGCAGGUCCGCCGCUUAUCCAAGGCCCUGAAAGCUGCGGACAAGGGGACGCCUGUCAGAAGCGGUAGAGUGUCCCGCAAAACGUUCGCAAAGGCUCUCGCGAAAGAGGGUGGGCUUGGCAGGGUGGGAGAGGCAGAGCUCACCAGGCUUCUGGUCCGGCACGGUUGCUCUGAGCAAGGUGGUACAUACGUAAACUACCCGGUCUUCGUGGCCAGUUUCACCGCUGCCGUAAUGAGUGCGGACCCUUCAUCCGCUGUAGCGGCGGUAGCCGCCGCCAAUGCGGCCGCUGCCGCCGCCGCCGCUGCAUCCGUGGCAAAGAAGAGCUCUGAAACGUUCUCUGGAAUGGUUGCCGGAGCGACGCCCACCAAGCACGAAAAAGAGAACCACGAACAUAUCAGGUCAAGAUCUAAUCCUCAACUGGCGCUGCUGCCCCCGCGGCCCCGCACCGCUGCCGCUGGGGCUGCUGGGGGCACCGGCGAACGUAAAUCCGAGGUGAACACGAGCCCUGGCAAGAAGCGUGAAUCUGCUCCGCUGGGGGACCAUGGUCGCCAACCCCAAAAGGCCAAGGCAGAUACAUCCUCUCCCAGCAGGGACGGUAUCGCCAACGCCGUAGUCGGCAGGGCGCAGACCGCGGACGGGCCACGGCGCAGGAAGGUGGAAACGGACAGUUCAGACACAAAGGUCCCUGAGCCAUCCCGGCAGGGCUACUUCAAGCGGUUUACGGCGAGUGGUGGGGAUAUCGACAGCACCUCCCCAAUGAAGGUGUCAAAGAGUGCCCCCGCGCUGCCUGACCUCGUCGGACAACGGCCUGAGGUGCCCAAGACCACGCCCAUCCACCGCGUCAUGAAGAAGGACGUGGCGAAGAGCGCGACAAACCUCCGAAAAGCUUUCAAGCAGUGCGAAAACCCUUACCGCCGUGGCGUCGUGAGCGUGGAGCAAUUCCAGGCGGUGUGCCUCAAGAACGGAGUGACAGUGGACAAGGAGGAUAUCGACUUCCUCUUGCGACUGCACCGGCACAAGAACGGGGGCAGCAAGUAUGCCAUCCCGCCGAAAUGGACGCGGGCCCCGUCCCCCGGUGCUUCGCGAGACACGGCUAAGGAAGGGGUACGUUACGACGAGUUUCUCCGCACGUGCCUCUCGGCCACAUCUACCGAGGUGCCCAUUGUGACGACCAUAAGCUAA
Molecule: messenger RNA, 3888 nt
Organism: Ectocarpus siliculosus
Lineage: Eukaryota; Phaeophyceae; Ectocarpales; Ectocarpaceae
Source: the annotation of a GenBank genome assembly